CACGCACCCCGCUGGCGCCCUCCCUUCCCGCUCUUCCUCUCUCCCCGUAUUUAACCCUCUGGCUGUGGGUCUCGCCGGGCGUGCUGGCAUCUGCUGCUCUGCCAGUCUCGCGUCGGUGCUGUCCCCUCUCGCUCCCGCGCCCUCGCCUGCAGCCCGGCUCGCGCCGCUCUUUCCCUCCCUCCUCCUCCGGGUCCCCCGGGCUCACUCGCCCCGAGCGGGACGCUACGCGCGCGGACGUCUCCGCGGGAACCGCGGAGGGACAGCUUCGCCGCUGCAGGUUGGGGUAGGUGCGGCCGGAGGAGUCUCAGCGGCGAGAGCCACCCGCGAGGAGGUCCGCACCAGCAUGGCCCGAAGGAGCGCCCUUCCUGCCGCCGCGCUCGGGCUCUGGAGCAUCCUCCCGUGCCUGCUGGGGCUGCGGGCGGAGGUCGGGCAGCCGCGGGAGGAAAGCCUGUACCUGUGGAUCGAUGCUCACCAGGCAAGAGUGCUCAUAGGAUUUGAAGAAGAUAUCCUGAUUGUUUCAGAAGGGAAAAUGGCCCCCUUCACACAUGAUUUCAGAAAAGCACAACAGAGAAUGCCAGCUAUUCCUGUCAAUAUCCACUCCAUGAAUUUUACCUGGCAAGCUGCAGGCAAGGCAGAAUACUUCUAUGAAUUCUUGUCCUUGCGCUCCCUGGAUAAAGGCAUCAUGGCAGAUCCAACCGUCAAUGUCCCUCUGCUGGGAACAGUGCCUCACAAGGCCUCAGUUGUUCAAGUUGGUUUCCCAUGCCUUGGAAAACAAGACGGAGUAGCAGCAUUUGAAGUGAAUGUGAUUGUAAUGAAUUCUGAAGGCAACACCAUCCUACAAACGCCUCAGAAUGCUAUCUUCUUUAAAACGUGUCAACAAGCUGAAUGCCCAGGAGGGUGCCGAAAUGGAGGGUUUUGUAAUGAGAGGCGUGUCUGUGAGUGCCCUGAUGGAUUCUAUGGCCCUCACUGUGAGAAAGCCCUUUGCACACCACGGUGUAUGAAUGGCGGGCUUUGUGUUACUCCUGGUUUCUGCAUCUGCCCACCUGGAUUCUAUGGAGUCAAUUGUGAUAAAGCGAACUGCUCAACUACCUGCUUUAAUGGAGGGACCUGUUUCUACCCUGGAAAGUGUAUUUGCCCUCCAGGACUAGAGGGAGAACAGUGUGAAAUAAGCAAAUGCCCACAACCCUGUCGAAAUGGAGGUAAAUGCAUUGGUAAAAGCAAAUGUAAGUGCUCCAAAGGUUACCAAGGAGACCUCUGUUCAAAGCCUGUCUGCGAGCCUGGCUGUGGGACACAUGGAACCUGCCAUGAGCCCAACAAAUGCCAGUGUCAGGAAGGCUGGCAUGGAAGACAUUGCAAUAAAAGGUACGGAGCCAGCCUCAUGCAUGCCCUGAGGCCAGCAGGCACAGGGCUCAGGCAGCACACGCCUUCACCUAAAAAGGCCGAGGAGCGGCAGGAUCCACCUGAAUCCAAUUACAUCUGGUGAACUCCGACAUCUGAAACGUUUUAAGUUACACCAAGUUCAUAGCCUUUGUUAACCUUUCAUGUGUUGAAUGUUCAAAUAAUGUUCAUUACAGUUAAGAAUACUGGCCUGAAUUUUAUUAGCUUCAUUAUAAAUCACUGAGCUGAUAUUUACUCUUCCUUUUAAGUUUUCUAAGUACAUCUGUAGCAUGAUGGUAUCGAUUUUCUAGUUUCAGUGCUUUGGGACAGAUUUUAUAUUAUGGCAGUUGAUCAGGUUAACAUUUUGUCUUUUCAGAGUGUAGUUGACAGGUAAUUUCCAAAAUCACAAUGCAUCCAUGGUGUGGAAGGGUUGGGGUACGUUAGAGAAGGUAAGUAGAACAAACAAGCAUAAAUCACAAGGGUUUGGAUGAAACAGUUAAUCGUGAAGUUAUAGCAUUUCAAAUUUUACUGUCAUGUAUUUAGACAUUGUCAUUUUUAAUUGUCCUUCUUUUUAAACUCUCAAUACAAUAUAUUUGACCUUACCAUGAUUCCAGAGAAUUCACUAUUAAAAAAAAAGAAAAGAAGUAACACUGUGGGAGUGGCAUUUAAACAAUAUAAUAUAUUGUGAACACAAUAAAAUAGGGAAUAUAAUGUAUGAACUUUUGGCAUUGGCUUGAAGCAAUAUAAUAUAUUGUAAACAAAACACAGCUCUUACAUAAUAAACAUUUUAUACUGUUUGUAUGUAUAAAAUAAAGGUGCUGCUUUAGUUUUCA
This is a messenger RNA of Eptesicus fuscus (big brown bat), 2210 nucleotides long. It is a transcript of the gene WIF1, whose product is annotated as WNT inhibitory factor 1. The coding region runs from base 344 to 1483 and encodes 379 amino acids. The record is from RefSeq and is a predicted model, not a curated record. NCBI's taxonomy places the organism in Eukaryota, Metazoa, Chordata, Mammalia, Chiroptera, Vespertilionidae. Gene Ontology annotation, biological process: anatomical structure development. The transcript is spliced from 10 exons. Gene Ontology annotation, molecular function: signaling receptor binding. Gene Ontology annotation, cellular component: cell surface; extracellular region.